This is a messenger RNA of Annulohypoxylon truncatum, 9845 nucleotides long. Its product is annotated as polyketide synthase. The record is from RefSeq and is a predicted model, not a curated record. Gene Ontology annotation, biological process: fatty acid biosynthetic process; secondary metabolite biosynthetic process. NCBI's taxonomy places the organism in Eukaryota, Fungi, Ascomycota, Sordariomycetes, Xylariales, Hypoxylaceae. Gene Ontology annotation, molecular function: phosphopantetheine binding; fatty acid synthase activity; oxidoreductase activity. The transcript is spliced from 4 exons. Bases 349 to 9171 code for a protein of 2940 amino acids.
UUGGGGAUCGGUCCAGGCGUAACGCAGCAGUAAGCUUAGGUAGGUAGUAUCUAUGGAUAGGACUUAGAACGCUCCCCAUACCCCUACAUGUAGACCAUAUUCGAGACUGGCUUCAUUCCAAGGCUCAUGGCCGUCACGCUGUUAAUUUCAUUUGCACGAAGACGAGCGUCGGCUUCACAGAGCCUUACCAACCGAUAUGUUAAUCUCGUAAAGUAGCCCGUCAUGCCUAUUUCCCUUUGCUUGUUCGUCGUAUCAUGAAAGCCCUGGUCUGCUUAUCUUUCUCUGACAUCGUUUCCAACAUUGUAACAAGCCUCCGAAACAGCUCGAAGCCCCCUAUCCGCUACAGAUAUGGCAUCAACAGUGAGAGAGACGGAUAUACCCGUGGCUCUGGUAGGCAUUUCCUGUCGAUUACCAGGUAGCGCCAACUCCGUCGACGAACUAUGGGAUCUCCUGAAGAGAGGCGGCGAGAGUUGGACUCCGGUUCCAAGUGACCGAUUCAACCAGGCUGCCUUUCACCAUCCAAGCGCCGAUGAUCCUAAUGGAACGAGUAAUCACCAAGGCGGGCACUUCAUCGACGGAGAUGUGCGGGACUUCGACCAUUCUUUCUUCCGGAUAUCGCCUCAACAGGCGGCCGCUAUGGACCCGCAGCAACGAAUUCUUCUCGAGAUGUCGUAUGAGGCACUCGAGAACGCUGGUUGGCUUAACGAGGAUCUCACCGGAACGAGCACCGCUGUUUACGUUGCCGAUUUUACAGCAGACUUCAAUCGAAAUCUGUAUAAAGACACACUCGACCUACCAACAUACUACGCUACCGGUGCUGAAAAGGCCAUUUUGGCCAAUCGGAUCUCGUACCAUUUUGACUUACGGGGACCCUCGAUAACACUGAAUACCGCAUGCUCUGGCGGCCUUGUAGCUAUGCACCAGGCCUGUCGGAGCCUGCGAGAUGGCGAGUCGACUGCGGCUAUAGUAGCCGCCGCCAAUCUGACCUUAGGUCCGGAUCACCAUAUUGGUAUGAGCAAUAUGCAUUUAAUCAGCGGAACUGGGCGUAGUUAUCCGUUCGAUAUCAGGGGGGAAGGCUACGGACGCGGAGAGGGCUUUGUUGUAUUCGCACUGAAGCGUCUCGAUCAUGCCCUCAGGGAUCGUGACCCUGUCCGCGCCAUUAUUUGUGGCACCGCCGUAAAUCAAGACGGCUAUACACCAGCCGGUAUUACACAUCCGAACGGCAAAGCCCAGGCGGACCUUAUACGUACCGCAUAUGCUAUGAGUGGCCUAAAGCCGGAAGAUAUAGCGUACGUUGAGGCUCACGGCACCGGGACAGAUGCCGGCGACCGGGAGGAGUUGGCUGCUCUGGCCGAUGUCUUCACGAGCUCGGCCCGUGCUGUACCCCUAUAUGUUGGAUCUAUCAAGGGCAAUAUUGGACAUACUGAGAAUACCAGCGGCCUUGCUAGCGUGCUUAAGGCGGUAUUGAUAUUAGAACACAAACUCAUACCACCAGUCGCGGGCUUCUCUAUUCCUAAGCCUGGCCUUCCCCUAGACCAGAUGCGCAUACCUGAUAAAUUGAUAUCGUGGCCGCACAUCGACGGAGUCGUACCUCGCAUAUCCAUUAACAGCUUUGGAUUCGGAGGCACGAACUGUCAUGCAAUUCUUGAACAGGGGCCUCGCGCACCACCACGAACAUCGCCUGACCGCCGAGCUAGAGUCCCUCGACUCUUCAUGCUAUCGGCGUACUCACGGUUAUCACUAGCCGCCAUGAUCAAAGCUCAUCAUGAAUGGCUUGAUUCUCAUCCGGAUGUAGACUUAGCGGACCUGUCCUAUACGCUUUGUCACCGGCGCUCGCGAUUACCAUGGCGGUUCAGUUGUGUAGCCGACGACCGAUCAUCGCUGCUAAACAAGCUACACCAGGGGCUAAGCACGACGCCAAGAAAGCCCGCUUCAUCAGUUCCAUCCAUCAUGUUCGUCUUCACCGGCCAAGGCGCUCAAUGGGCAGGCAUGGGGCGUGAGCUCCUGGCGAAUACCACGCUGCCAAACGUCUUCCGGGAUUCUUUGCGCACGUCACGCGGCAUACUAUGUACGGAGCUUGGAGCGAAGUGGGAUCUCGAGACCGAACUUCUCCGCGACGCUACAUCGACGCUCCUGAACACAGCCGAACUAGCCCAGCCGGCUACGACGGCGGUUCAGAUCGCGCUUGUCGAGUUGCUCCGCUCUCAGGGUAUACGACCUCAGAUAGUAGUCGGCCACUCCAGCGGGGAGAUCGCUGGCGCCUAUGCGGCGGGUUACAUCUCGCAUCGCGCCGCCCUGGAAAUUGCCUACCACCGCGGCCGCGUAUCCGGGCUUUCUAAGCUUAAGGGUCUACCGCAUGGCGCCAUGAUGUCUGUGGGCCUGAGCGAGAGUGAAGUCGCGCCUUAUUGCAAUACUUUAACAAAAGGGGUCGCUAGUAUCGCGUGCGUCAACAGUCCCACCAACGUCACCAUUUCCGGAGACUCAGAUGCUGUUGACGAGCUCGCAACCCGACUGAGGGCUAGUUCCGAGGGUACAUUUCUUCGGCGUUUGGUGGUGGAUACGGCUUAUCACUCUUACCACAUGCAAGCUGUAGCUGAAGACUACAGAGCUAGUCUUGGCAAGCUACAAGCCGGCGACGUGCUGCCGGGCAGUAAUGAUGUUACCUUUAUAUCAUCAGUAACAGGCACUCACAAGUCAUCUUGCUUCAAUAGUGAGUACUGGACUACCAACCUCGUGUCUCCUGUUCGCUUUUGCGAUGCUAUCCAAACACUGGCUCGCGAUGAAGCUGCGAGAGGGUUUGGACGCCCUCUGGUCUUUAUUGAGAUUGGACCGCACCCAGCACUCGCUGGGCCAGUCCGCCAAACUCUUGCGCAGUCGAGCUUCUCUAAGCUCGAGUUUGACUACUAUUCUGUUCUACAAAGGAAAGUUUGUGCCGUCACAAGUGCCUUGACGCUUGCUUCUAACCUAUUUGAGCAUUCAAUGAAGCUCGUCAUCGACGCCGUCUCGACGCUAUCCUCGGAAUUCCAGACUGCCAACAUGCUGACAGACCUCCCAUCUUACCCUUGGGAUCAUUCGACUAAGCAUUGGCACGAAUCCAGAGUCAGUUUCGAAUAUCGUAUGCGCAAGGAUCCGUACCAUGAUCUAUUGGGAGUGCGUGUUGCUGAUUCAACGACGAUUGAGCCGCGCUGGCGACAUAUGGUUAGCAUAUCUACUUUGCCUUGGCUAUCCCAUCAUGUAGUCGAUGGUCUAGUCAUCUUCCCAGGGUCAGGCUACUUAUGUAUGGCAGUCGAAGCGGUCAGACAACUCUGCCGCGAAUACUACCCUUUGCAGUCACUCGAGACGAUCGCCCUGGAUGACAUUACCUUCCUACGAGCCUUGGUCAUACCCGAACCCCCUCAGCGUACGGAAGUGCAGCUGAGCCUGAAGCUGCAAUCUGGCAAGGAAUUUGCCUUUGCUUUCUCUAUUUCUGCUCUAUCUGACGGUGCGUGGCACGAACACUGCAGAGGCGUCAUUGAGGGCGUUUUAUUCAGUAACAAGAACAGUGGGCCAGAAGAGGUGUCACCCCUUAAUGGGGUAGAAUCGGUGCGUAGAGGCCUAAACCUUGGCUCUAUUGAGCUCUAUCGUGAACUCGUUGGAGCGGGUAAUGAAUAUGGGCCAACGUUUGCAAGCAUCAAAUCGCUCACAAUGGCUUCGGAUCUUUCACAAGCUACAGCAGAGAUUAAUGUUAGUGAUACUGCAGCCACUAUGCCAGCACAACAUCAAGAGCCUCAUCUCAUUCAUCCAUCUACCCUUGACGCUAUAUUUCACACAGCAUUGCCCUUGGUAGGACGCCGUCUGGGUGCCGGUGCGGUCAUGCCAGUUCAUAUUGAUGAGUUGCUGCUAUCGGUACACGCAAUGGCGAUGGUGACCAGCCCCGGUGAUAGGAUAUCCGUAUCGACAAAGGUCACAUCCGGUGAGUUUCGUACUAUGUACUCUGGAAUCUCUGCUCUUGCCGGCAACAUCCCAAUACUAUCGGCCUCGGGUAUUGAGUUGAGGAGUCUGGGACAGCAAAUACACCGGGAUGGAUCUACUGGGAAAGCUGGUAUUUGCUAUGAGCUUGAGUGGAAACCUGAUAUAGAUCAUCUUCGGCCUCAGGAUCUACCAUCAAAUCCGGGCCUAAGCGAUGUAGUCAGCUACAUCUGCUUCAAGAAUGCCAAGCUCGCGGUCCUUGAACUCGGUGGCGGGCGCGGAGAUCUGUCCACGGUCUUUCUCAACGCUGUCAGCAUACACCAAGGGCAGAUAGGCUCAUAUGACUUUGUGGACUCUACAUCCGCACUGUUUGACGAUGCGCAACGGCAACUUCAUGGCCACUCAAUUCAUUACAGAACCAUGGACCCUGUCGCGAAUCCUGUCGCGCAAGGAUUCAAGCCGCAGCAUUACGAUGUCGUCAUGGUCUCAAAACCCGAAUAUGCCCGCCAGACCGGAGUGCUUUUGAGCACAGGCGGCAUGCUCAUAUUGAACUCGCUUGAGGAUACUUGGCUCACUGCUUCACGAGGAGCAUCGAUAGAUUUCGAGUCGAAGCUAGUCGUCUGUGAUGAAGGCCAAUACAGGCAGGUCGCGUUUCCCAUAGCUGGUGGCCAAGGACCACACUUAUCACACAACAUCCAGAUCUUGACUCGUUCGCCGACUGAUUCCCCGUCCUCGUGGACCACUAUGAUUGCUAAAGGGUUACGAGACCUUGGCAACAUUGUAUCGCUAGAGUCGUUGGGUACAGGUUCGACUAGAAUUAAAGACGACCAUUAUUACGUUAUAGUUGAUGAUGAACAACAGUCGAUGCUCUCCGAUCGCGAUUGUUUCACCGCCGUAAUAGCUCUUUUGAGACAGCCAGUCCAGAUCAUCUGGCUUAGCCUUGACGAACCUUCGUCAAUGCAUCAAAUCACCGGCAUUGCCCGCACUGCUCAUGCCGAGAAUGAUGAUCUUCGUUUGAUUACAAUCCAUGCCUCAUCAACUUUACUCGGCCAAGACCGUAUUCUUCAAGUUCUUAGUAGCUGCGUUAGUCGCAGUCUUGCCGGACAGCCCACGACAGAUUGGGAGCGUGAAUAUAGAAUAACAGGUGACGGCACCGUUCUUAUACCGCGUGUUCGUCGAAGUGAGCGGUUAAAUCGUGCUAUCCAGACAAAUGACGAUCUCCCCGAAACCGAACUGCGUCGGUUCAGGGACAGCACGCGGCCACUUGUCCUUUCUCUCCCUAGGAAUGAUCAUACUACUACCGAACCUCUGUUCGUUGAAGACGAAACUGCCAAGACCACACCACUGGGAAUUCAUGAAGUCGAGAUUGAGACUGAGGCCUUUGUACUAUCCAAGUCGCGUCGGGCGACAGGGCUCGGCGAAUUUGCAGGGAAUAUCACACGGAUCGGCGCGAAUGUCAAAGGCCUGUCCCUAGGUGAUAGCGUCGUAGCUCUCGGAUCGACCAUUGGUGCCAGCCAUCCACGAAUUUCUAUUGAUCGCGUCGGCCAUAUUAAGGGGCGCAUCUCUCCCAGCACGGCUGUAGCGUACCUCAUGAACCUCAUAAGUGCUUCAUAUUCGCUGCAUACUCUCGCCCGGUUGCAGCCCACGGAAGUGAUCUUGAUCCAUGGUGCCUCAAGUGCAAAUGGGAGAGCUACAGUGGCUGUCGCACGUGCUAUAGGUGCUCAUGUCAUGAUCACAGCUUCUAGCCUUGCUGAGGCCAAGCAACUAGAAGACCAGCUUGGUGUACGACCCAGCGAUAUAUUCAUUAGUCGUCGUUCGCCUCGCAGACAAUCUCCACGAGACGUAUAUGCUGGUACCCUAGAUGCCAUCGUCCUGGCCAGCAGCGACAGCGUGCCUAUCGAGAUAUUGGGCUACCUCAGACCUUUCACGUGUAUCAUCUCCAUGUCGCAAACAGUGCAAGAUAUUGCGAAGUUUCCACCAAACACAACAUUCCAUCAUUUUAACAUCGUAGAAUUACUCCAAGCUUGCCCAGACUUGAUAAAUAGCCUCAUGGAGAAGACUUCCGUCGCACUUGAGUACCUUCCAGUAAGCGAUUUAGAGCCCUAUACUCGUGAUAUUUCACAAGUUUCAGAGGCACUGCGGCUUGUCCGGACCGGAGCCUAUGAUCAGAUAACGUUACGCGCCGGGGCUGACUCAAUUGUGCCAACUGCAAUGCAACCAGGUAAAGGUCGAUUCGACUGGGGCAAAGAGGACGCUUCGUACGUGCUCGCUGGUGGUCUAGGCGAUCUUGGUCGACGUCUUCUAAUCCUUAUGGCGCGACGGGGGGCAAAGUUCCUCGUUACCCUCUCACGACGUGCUAUUAGCACUGAGGACUACCAUGAAUUACAAGCACAGCUUCAAGCAAUACUUCCAGGCUGUAUUCUUCAUUGCCUCAAAUGUGAUAUAACAUCAGAGGUCAGUGUACGUAAUGCCGCCAAAAACUUGAUCCGAAUGGGAGUACCUCCCGUACGAGGUGUGAUCCAGUCGGCCGUAAUACUUCAGGAUCGGACGCUCGAAUCGAUGACAUAUGACGAUUUCUUGCUUGCGAGCCAAGUCAAAGUCGAGGGUACGCAUACGCUUGAGCGUGUUUUCGCUUCGCCUCAUCUAGAGUUCCUCCUUAUGCUCUCAUCCGCUGUUAAUAUAGUGGGUGCCAGCGGCCAGGCUAACUAUAAUGCUGGCAAUUCAGUCCAGGAUGCCAUGGCCCAGAACGGCAGAAACGUAUCAUACCAUCUCAUCUCUCUCAACAUCGGGUGGAUCGAAGACGCCAUUCAUACCGCCGAUAAUAAUGCCCGGUUGACCGGUCUCCGUCGUUCUGGUCUCAGAGCUGUUAGUCAUGAAGAGUUAUCGCGUUACUUCGAUUAUAUCUUAGGAACAAUAAACACAGAUUCUCGUAUGGCCCAGGCCAUCAUCGGGUUUGACGCUAUGUCGCUCGCCCAAGCAACUGCUCGCAACAGCAAUAUAUAUUCAGCUAUGUUCCGGCAUGUUCGAGAGGAACCAUCUAAUGAACAGCCUCUGGAAUCAACGGAGACUACUCACUCCUCUUUUCAAGAAGUCUUAUCCAUCGGUAGUGCCAGCUUAGCUGUUGAUUUUAUCACCAAUGCUAUGACCACGCAGCUAGCAAAACUGAUCGCAACUGAUGUGAAUCGCGUUAGAGACCACGAAGGCUCCAUCCUUGGCCUCGGACUUGAUUCGCUUGUCGCCAUAGAAUUGCGCAACUGGCUGAUGCGGGAAUUCGAUGCACCUUUGCAGUCAUCCGAACUCAUGAUUGAUCAACCCAUUCGUGCUCUCGCUGAGAAGGUGGCAGCUCGUUCCCGCAUAGCCUCUUCAGUAUCAGCGAACACAUCAAGCAGUGAAGUCGGCUCCGAAUACGACGGUGAGAAAGAGGUGAUGUCGCCAAUUACGAAUAUGAGUGCAUCUGCAGACCUAAAAGUCCAACAGAACGAUCUCCCGCCCCUCGGGUUUCCUACGCUUGAAGAAACUCUGCACUUAUUUCAAGAAUCUCGUUGUGCGAUCGAUCCCCUCGAAGACCAAAAAGACACGAUUACCGCAAUUCAGGAGUUUCUGGGAGGCCAAGGUCCAUUAUCGCAGCAGCGUGUCGAAGAAUCAACGCCCAGUGAUCUUGCUGAAAUAUAUGAUCGUCAAAUAUAUCUUGAGAGACGUGAGCCCCUUCAAGACUAUAGCGAAUAUACAGUGGGUCAUGCGUUAGAUGCACCAGCUCAUUCGCAGGCAGAGCGCGCAGCUAUCGUCACAACAGCCGCUGUCAACUAUUCGCGUCGCUUAAGCACAGGCAACAUAGCCCCGGACACAGUCCAUGGUAUGCCAGUGAAUACAGAAGCGCGUAACUGGCUAUUCUACGCGACGCGCAAGCCAGGCCUCGAGAAAGACUGCAUGGAACGCUAUGCACCUAGUCAAAACGUUGCCGUCCUGAGACGAGGUCACGUUUUCCAAUUAAUGCUCCCUGACCCCAAUAUGCCAAUACAUCUGCCAGCGGUGCUCGCGGCAUACAUUGCAAUUCUCGAGGCUUCGGAAGAGCCGCAAUUAUCCAUUUGUACCUUAACCGCUGAUGAACGUAGUUCGUGGACCAUGAUGCGUAAUGAGCUGGAGCUUGAUCCUAAUAACAGCGCAACUCUAGCCGCCAUUGAUGCGGCAGCAUUUGUAGUGUGUUUAGAUGAUGAAGCACCGCAGAGCCCCGGAGAACGCCAUGUGCAGUAUCUUUGGAACGGCUGUGACCAUCCUCUCACGAAUCGAUGGCUGGAUAAGACUGUCCAAUUCGUCGUGACCGCCAAUGGCUUGUCGGCAGGGGUCUAUGAGCACACCAAGAUUGAUGCCCUGGACGUUCGUUCGCUUCAUAAGGAAGUUGUGGAUGCGCUGUUUGACGAAUCCUCUGGUUGUGUGGCUUCUUUCCCAUCUACUGCAUAUCCCAUUCAUGAGCAUACUUGGAAACCAAGCCCAACCAUCACCCGUCAUGUUGAACUCGUCAAGCAGCGGUGCUCAUCGUAUGGUCCCAUUGACCAUCAGACCACAGAUAUCAGCAGCCUAGGCAUGAUAUCGCUAGGGAACACCAGAGCAUCCCCUCACGCUACUGCUCAUCUUACUGUGCUCCUAGCAGUAUAUCUUGUCGAUGGCGCGAUACGACCAGCUUGGGAGAUUGUAUCCCUGAGCACUUUCGCCCACGGUCGCCUCGACUGGGUCCAGACUGUUUCUUCGCCUGUUCGAACCUUCAUAGAGGCGGUCGCCAACGGAAACGAUUCAAAAGCCUGUCUGCGAUCUCUAUUCGAUGCCGCCGCUAUGACGUACUCGCAGGCCAUAUCAUCUGCGGCGCGCGGGUGUGGCUUUGUUAAUCACAUGUACGCGCUACUAGGAGUCGUAAAAGCCGAGGAGCGCGAGAAUGCAAGCGAAAUACCUUCGCUCUUCCGCACGGCUGCUUGGAACGCGACUCGACGUGGUGGACCCGGACAGGACCUUAAGAUCGGCUUCAUGCCGGAUGAAGAUCCAGCACACGCGCAUAUUUGGGAUGAAGGCGGAUUUCUCGUGGACGGCGACCGCGGCACUUACGUGCAUUGUACGGUCCGUGAGCAUCACACCUCAUUUUCGGUUUUUGCGCGUCCUGCGUACGCUACUGUUGUAGGUGAAUCACUACAGCGCGCUGCAGCAAUGAUCGCACACAUUUUGAUGACGCAAUAAGCUUUCUCCAGUUGAGAAUGAAAUGUUCCAUCUACCUUUCUAUAAUUUCAUUAUAUGUCACAUGCAUACGCGGGGAUUUGCAUACGUACUGGAAGCUGUUGCUUACGAAACUACUUAGGUUAAACCAUUCGUUACCUACCGGGUAAAGUGGGGCAUUCAGGGGAUAACGAGAAAAGACAACAGUGGCUAAAUCCUCUUAUUCAACUUAGAGUAUCAAUGAUACGCAAAAGAAAUAAUGACUUACGCCUCCCUUUUUAAUAAGCUUUAUUUAUUAGCAAAGUAUACGAAGGAAGUAGUGGUACCUACAAGUUCACCUAAGCAUCCAUCUAUAACUGUGGGAGAAAAUGUAACGAGUGGAACGAUUCAAUCUUUCUAAGAUCUACUAUUCCUCAUGGCGGGAACUUGCAUGCUAAAGGUAAAUCAUCCCCGUUUGCUAUGGCGUCCCUCGUACUUCGAAAUUCUAAGUAGAAGAGUAAAGAGCUUUUUGGAAGAAAUCGUCCAUCAUAUUUUGGAAUUGGUAGGUACCUAUGAUACAAUAUCAUCAAACGUAACCAGUGACUAGAGUGGUAGUGAAGUCCUGGGGGAAUACUUAUCACUACAAAGUAUCAAGUGUAUACACAAAUAGUAGGAGAUUCAACGAACAUGUAAUAGCUAAAAGAACUAAUCAAAUCUAC